AUAUCUACUGACACACACGUCCUCUUCCGGGUGUGUUUGAAAAGACUUUCACUGAGCUGUGGAGGGACUAGCUGUGUAUCGAAUGAUACAGACACAGCAACUCGAACUCAAGCAAAGAUCAUUUUUUAUGAAACAAGCUGUGCAACAGGAAAGAGAACAGUUGUAAUCUGUGUGCAGGAAUGUCAGAAGCUAGUUUUGACUCGGAGAAGAAUGCGUCACAGGAUAAUCAAUCGGACCCUAAAGAACAGGGCCUCCAAAAUACUGCUGAAUCUCUGAGCCAAUCCGAGGCCAGAAAAAACAGCCUGGAUGAAACGCGCAUGACUGAAAUUGACAUCAGUGACAACACAGAAGUUGGAAACCUCAAUAAUACUCUUAGUAAGGAUGGUGAUGAAGAUGAGGAUUCUCAGGCCCACAGUAAAACUAGUGGAAUCAUUGAGGAUAAUCAUGAUUCUGAAACAGCGUGCACUGUGGCGACAGAAGCUGAAGUGAAGGUGGCUAUGGCAGAAGAGGCCCACAGAAGCCCAGCUGCUCAAAUAUCAGUCACCAGAAACGGAGAAGCAGACAAAAGUCACGAGGAAGUGUUUCAGAGGGAUGUGCCACAUAAUAUCUCCUCUGGACCAAUCAUGUCACACUCCCACAAUUCAAAUGAAAACUAUGCAAUGACUGAGGGAGUGGUGCAAGUGGGUCCAUUCACAGAGUCGCCAUUCCAGGCCACCACACCUACAGUUGUCCCCAGUCCUGCAGCAGCUAGCCGGCUAGCUCGCAGCAUCAGCGAUAGUCAGGUGGAGAUGCACAAAGGUGAUUUGAGAGAGCAGCAGAUGGGAGGAGCAGUGGUCCUUGCCGAUGACAUGAAGAGUCCUGCCAUAGAGAAACUGGAGCUGGUGAGGAAGUGGAGCAUCAACACUUACAAAUGCACUAAGCAAAUUCUGUCAGAGAAGUUAGGUCGCGGCUCCCGUACGGUUGAUCUGGAGCUGGAGGCUCAGAUCGAGGUUCUUCGUGAAAACAAGCGCAAGUACGAGCAUGUUGUGAAACUGGCGCAGACGCUGUGCACUCAGCUGGCGCAGAUGCUGCAGACGCAAAGACAGCUAGGUGAUGCGUUCGCUGACCUUAGUCUCAAGACACCUGAACUACAUGAGGAAUUUGGCUACAAUGCUGAAACCCAAAAACUCUUGGCGAAAAAUGGAGAAACCCUGUUAGGAGCUAUCAACUUCUUCAUCGCCAGUGUUAAAACUCUAGUGGACAAAACCAUAGAGGACACCUUGAUCAACAUUAAGCAAUAUGAAGCAGCAAGGAUUGAAUAUGAUGCGUAUCGCACAGAUUUAGAGGAGCUCAAUCUGGGUCCACGGGACGCCAACACGCUCCCCAAGAUUGAGCUGUCUCAGCAACAGUUCCAGAUCCACCGUGAAAAAUAUGAAAAGAUGCGCAAUGACGUCUCGGUCAAACUUAAGUUUCUGGAGGAAAACAAGGUGAAGGUUUUGCACAACCAGCUGAUUCUCUUCCAUAACGCCAUCGCAGCGUACUUCGCGGGCAACCAACAGCAGCUGGAACAAACCCUUAAACAGUUUCACAUCAAGCUAAAGUUACCAGGAGGAGAAACCCCCUCUUGGCUGGAGGAGCACUGAUUGAGUCAGCAUUCCUGAAAUAUGCGCACUCCUAAAGGAAACCAAAUCCAAAAAAAAAACUAUCACUCCUUUCCCUUUUUACUGCUUUCAGGACACUAAAUCCUGUCAAUAAAUAUCUAAGACAGGAAAAUGUUUGAUAAAAGAGAGAAAUAUUUAGCCCCUCUCUUUAUCCUUGUUAUCUCUGACUUUACACUUGAAGUUUUAGUUUUAAAAUAAAUGCUUUUUCUUUUGUCAGAGAGUUUGCACUCUCUUGCACAACAACAACAACUACAACAAAAAAACAAUCUUGUUGUUUUUGAAUCAAGUUACCAGCACUUUAGGGUAUUCAGAAAUACAGACAAUUUUACAGGAAGCAGAAAGAAAUGAAGCACCAUGUGAAUGUUGUAAAGCCUUUAAAGUAGUUUUUCCACAAAGAUGAUUCAAAAUCAAAUUGAUCUUGAAAUAAAACCAUUACCAGUCUGAGACAUAAUUCUAAACCUCACUUGUGUCCACCUCUCCUAACUCUUAUGUAACUGCAUUGUUAUAUUGUCAUCAAGUACAAUGGCAUACAUUUCCACACGGCCGCCUUCAAGGGCACGUUCAACUGAAAGGUUAGCCGUUUUAGUACAAACUUGGGAGUUUUGCUAUGAUGCAUUUACUGUUCUCACAAUUCAAAUAAAAAAGGGCAGUAUAAUAGGAUGUUAUAAAUGCUUAAACUUUGGCUUUUUAUCCUUAAAGUUUAGUAAAAUGUGUAUAGGGAAACUUUUGUAGAUUCCAUGGUGAGGGGUUGGGGCUUAAUAUCUGACUUGAUGUGCCUUGCUCUUUGUCAAUCAUCAAUUUUAAUCAUCUUCAGUGUUGUCAGGAAUUGUGGAAAACAAAUGUACUCCCAUUUCUAUCCUACAGAUUAUGUAAUGGACCAAUAAACACAGCCAUAUGUGCAGCCCUGGAUAAUCAAAUAUGCGUACACGUAGACCAGCAACCUUUAUUUAACUUGACAUUUACAAUCUGUGUUCUCUUUCUUUUUUCCUUUGUUUCAUUUUUAAACGAUCUCUCCUUGCAUUCCAUUUCUUUAAUAAAUACGCCAGGAGAGUAUUUUGUAUAGAGAGUAAAAUGUAUACCAAAUUAAUUUGACAUGAAAUACUAUGUGAGCUGCCUCAGCUGUUUAUAUGUUUGGGUUUUGUUUUUCUUUCUCUGCUUAACUUUUUUUUUUUUUUUUUUUUUAAUAUAUACAUUAUAUAUAUAAAGGACGAAGAGAUUUUCUAAAACAUUCCGUUCUGAUUAUUGUAGUAAGAGUCCAAUAAAUGUAACUCUGUAAAUGCAAAAGUAUAACAUUUGGUCAAAUUAGAUUAACCCAGUUCCAACUCAGAUGGGGGAGGGAAACUAUGUCAAAGGAGGUUGCUGUAGAACAAAUUAAUAUAAAAAAUAGGGAUGCCAAAUCAAAUGAUACUUAUAGCUAGAAUUCAAGAUUAUGUAAUUUCAUCUUGCAAACUUUAAGCAGCCUCACACUUGGUUUUCACCUGUUCUUGCCUCCUUUCAUUUGAUGAACUACCUUCAGUUUCUCUGUGACUUUUCAGUUCUGUCUUAACAGUUUACAGAUAACAAUGUACAGUAACUGUAUGAGAACUGACUGACACAGUAGUCACAUCUAUAUAUUUGUAAAAUCCUGUAUUUUACUUUGGGUAUAAAGAUUUUGCUGUGUACUUUUUUGAGGAUUUGUUGAUAAAUAAUGGAUUGGGUGUUUAAGGGCAAAAAAAGGACUGAAGUACUGAUUGUUGAAUUUUGAAUAAAAAUUCAUUAUUAAUUCUUA
This is a messenger RNA of Pimephales promelas (fathead minnow), 3408 nucleotides long. RefSeq names its product ARF interacting protein 1 (gene arfip1). The record is from RefSeq and is a predicted model, not a curated record. Gene Ontology annotation, molecular function: phospholipid binding; protein domain specific binding. Gene Ontology annotation, cellular component: trans-Golgi network membrane. Lineage: Eukaryota; Metazoa; Chordata; Actinopteri; Cypriniformes; Leuciscidae. Gene Ontology annotation, biological process: intracellular protein transport; regulation of Arp2/3 complex-mediated actin nucleation.